Molecule: messenger RNA, 955 nt
Organism: Temnothorax curvispinosus
Lineage: Eukaryota; Metazoa; Arthropoda; Insecta; Hymenoptera; Formicidae
Product: mitochondrial import inner membrane translocase subunit Tim29
Exons: 3
Coding region: 101-766 (221 amino acids)
Biological process (GO): protein insertion into mitochondrial inner membrane
Cellular component (GO): TIM22 mitochondrial import inner membrane insertion complex
Source: RefSeq, a predicted model, not a curated record
GGCGUGGCGUGACAUAACCUGUCAUAUUUAAAUGCCGUCGUAGCUUAGCCCUAAAUUUCGUAUAAUGAUGUCGUGACCGAGAUCUCUACGGAGGUUUGACAUGAGUUCCCAACAAAUACUCCAGCUUCCUCACAGACUCAGGGGAGCCUUUAAGCUGCUCACGUCCAGGUUUAAUGAAGUUGGCAUUAAAAUUAGGAGCUACGAGAUGCCCGAGAGGAUCAAAGGCACCUUACUUGAACGCUGGACGAAAUAUUGGCACGGUCUGUAUGUGGAUUAUAAGGAUGUCGCGAUUGACGUAGCCAAAGAUUGCAGAGAACGUCCUGUACGUGCCGUAAUAUAUAGUACACUUCUAGGAGGCUGCUUCUACUCUAAUCGACACAAUCCAGACGAGACUAUGUUCAGGGAGCACGUGAUACAGAGCAGUAUAAAGCUGAUGCAGGUGGGAGAACCUAUACGCAAUCCUGUCUCUGUGCAGCACAUAAAAUGGUUGGAGCAAUGCUACAACGAGGGAUUAAUCAGGAGGCUCAAUUUGGGCAUUCUGUCUCUGAUUUGGUUGGACAAUUAUGACAAAGACUGUUCCUUGUACAAGGCUGUCUGUCCUUACCUAAAACCACGAUACGUAACCUUCCACGAAAGGAUAGUGGAUGUAGGCUUUCUAGACGAGUGGUGGCUAUUGGAAGAAAAGAUGAAAGACUAUGACGUAAACGAGGCCGAAUUUAGCGUUGCGGAAGCUGUGAACACGGCAGGCACUGUUUCAGCAGCGUAACAAAUUUUAAGAAAGGAUCCUCUUGUAUUGUUUAUAGUAUGUAAAAAAUAUAAAUUUUAAAAGUUUUCGAAAAACGAGUACAUAUAUUCGUAAAUUAUCAAUUAGGAUACAAAAUAUUCUAUAUAAACUUGUGAAUACAUAGGCGCACGUAAUUGUUAGAGUUGAAUAAAUCGAGAGACUAUAAUUAAA